UGAUUGUACACGGGAAGACAUGCAUGGAUUAGCUUGGUAAUAGGAUAAGAUGCCGGCGGAGGUUCUGUCAGAGAAUUAGGAAAUGGCGGGAAUCAGUUCUAACGCGCGUUUUAAUACAACGAUCAAUCUUAAAAGGAUUCAUGGCGUACGAUGCUGCUCGGUUGCACCGGAUAAGAGAACCCCAAAGAUAUUGAAAUUUGCAGUUAGCGGAGUCACUGAGCUUUUGAGGCUCUUCUCCUCUUCCUCAGCCGCAAGAGACAGAUUGGAUGCAGUGAGCUCUAGACCGAAAGAGGAGAUCUCAGUUUCGGGUGUUGAUGACGUGGUAAUGGUUCUCAAGUCUGAUUAUGAGAAUGCUUAUUUUGUUACAGGAAUUUUCACUUCUUCACUUUAUGCAGAAGACUGCAUCUUUGAAGAUCCAACUAUUAGAUUCCAAGGGACAGAGUUGUAUGCACGCAACUUAAGAUUGCUUGUUCCCUUUUUUGACCAACCAUCUAUUGGGUUGCAAGACAUCAAGAAGGGCAUAGAUUCUGAGAAAAGCUUCGUGCUUGCAACAUGGAAAUUAAGAACUUACUUGAAACUCCCAUGGAGGCCUCUUAUUUCUAUUGAUGGAAAGACAGUCUACGAUUUAGACAGCAAGUUCAAAAUUGUUAGGCAUGCUGAGAGCUGGAAUGUUUCUGCAUUGCAAGCAAUUGGACAGAUUUUCACCCCAAGUUUUGGAAGGCCUGCUUAUUAUUAUGCUGGAGUUUGGUGACAUCUGAGCGCAUGGCUGUUGCCUCGGCUGCCUCCCUCGUUACUGUGGCAGCUGUCCUGUGCCAUUCUCGCUGUGGGCCUAAUGAGUAAGCAUUUUGAACUUUUCUGAUACGUAACUUUUUUUAUACUCUUUUUUCAUUUAAAUAUUAGGUUUUAGAAUAAUUUCAAUUGAAAUUGAAAGUAUAUAUUUUAAAUCUACUAGAAUUAAUAAGAUUUUAAAAGUAACCUUUCGAUUUUACUUAAAAUUAUUUAAAAAAUUUAUUUUUAUCCCAUUGUAUAAACAUUUAUAUAGUCUAAAUAAAUUUUACAUGCACAAGUUAUUGUUUCGAACAUCAGAUAAAUAUUCACUACCAAUAUAACCGCACUGUGAAAAUUCUAAUACAUAAAAUAUGUUACAGAAAAAAGAACAUAGAAAAUAUUUUAAAAUAAUUUACAUAUACCCUAAAAAUUACAAGUUUUAAUUGUGAUAUACGUGCAACUUAGUUAGACCAUUUGCU
Molecule: messenger RNA, 1247 nt
Organism: Carica papaya (papaya)
Lineage: Eukaryota; Viridiplantae; Streptophyta; Magnoliopsida; Brassicales; Caricaceae
Product: adenine phosphoribosyltransferase-like protein, putative (DUF2358)
Source: RefSeq, a predicted model, not a curated record